Notolabrus celidotus (New Zealand spotty) is the source of this 1978-nucleotide messenger RNA. It is a transcript of the gene mfsd8l2, whose product is annotated as major facilitator superfamily domain containing 8-like 2. Gene Ontology annotation, biological process: transmembrane transport. The record is from RefSeq and is a predicted model, not a curated record. Gene Ontology annotation, molecular function: transmembrane transporter activity. The transcript has 10 exons. NCBI's taxonomy places the organism in Eukaryota, Metazoa, Chordata, Actinopteri, Labriformes, Labridae. Bases 79 to 1236 code for a protein of 385 amino acids.
CCUACUUUUGAGAGGCUGCAUUCAAGGCCAACAAUUAAAACCAAGCACUGCUCCCACUACACUUGCAAGGGUAACUUCAUGUAUUUCAUCGGAUAUUCAAAGUGGCUGUUGUUAUGCAGUCGGCUUGUAGCAGGUGUCGGCGCAGGAGCAGGCUCCUCUAUCUUUGGUUUCCUAACACGGACCACGCGGCCGGAGGAGCGCGCUGGUAUCUUUGCAGCCAUCAUGGCCUGCCGGCAAGCUGGCCUCCUUGUUGGGCCGGCGUUCAACCUGUUCCUGCGGCUGUGUGAUUUCAAACUGGGGCCCUUUGUUGUGAACAAAUACACAUCUCCUGGGAUCUUCAUGUGCCUGCUGUGGGUGCUACUCCAGUUUGUCGUCCUGGCGAUCUAUUGGGACGUACCACCUGUCAGCUCAGAGGGAGGUGCAGUGUUGGUGGAGAUGAAACAAGAGGAAGGUGAUGUGGAGGAGGAGGCACCUUUGAUGGGGUCUGAUGAGGAGUCAGCACAGACCUACAGAGCUGUCAACUCUGACGAAUUGGAGACCUCCGCAGCGUCUGAGAAUCAGCCCUUCCAGGGUUCCUCAGCAGGUUCAAACCCCUUCCAGAACUUCAGCGUUAGCAGAGAGUUCCUGAGAGAGGAGGUGGUUGUACUGCUCACGGCUCAGUUCAUCACUCUCUUCAAUCAGACAGCGCUGGAGACGAUGGUGACUCCUCUGACGCAGCGCUACUUCGGCUUUGGCGAGCUGGGCAACAGCCUGAUGUACAGCCUGUGUGGGGUGGAGGUCAUCCUGGGCUUCUUCUUCGUGCGCUGGCUGAGCGGGAAGGUGGCGGACCGCGUCGUGCUGGCCACGGGCCUGGUCAUCUGCUGCACCGCCUGUGUAUGGUGCCUUGUCUUCCUCUGCAACCCCCGAGGUGGUUAUGGAUGGGAGCUUACAGCCUUCAUCAUCGGGGUGUUUCUGCAGCUGCUGGGUCUUCCCUUCGUGGCCGUGUCUCAGGUGUCUCUCUUCUCAAAAGUGACUGCAGAGAAAACACAAGGAUUCAGCCAAGGUGUCAGACGCUCAGUGGGGGGCCUCGCCACCAUCUUGGGUCCUUUGUGGGCGGGAGGAUUGACCAAUAAUUUGUACAUAAUGCUAGGCAUGAUGCUAGCACUCCUCUUAAUGAUAUCAGUUAUGACAGCUCUGUCCUACGAGCAUCUGACUGAACCCAGGGCUGUGCAGAGCGCCCGGAGCUGUGACAGCUGAGGGUAGAGCUGCGUUCUGUCUGAAGAACAGCCGAGGCUAAAGAUGAACAGAGAGGACGGACCUGCACUUCUAACAGAAUCAAUACAAGUUUACAGCACAGGGAAGUGUAUGAAAGUGGAAUUAAAAAAUGAUCAAACACACACUACAUCUCAGAACCUGCCAGAGAGGUGAGCACACUUCACAGGUAAAACACUGUACGUUGUCAGGUUUCAUUAGAAUCCAUAUCACUAUCACACUAUUAAUUAUAAUUCACACAAGGGGGCACCAUUGCUCUCAUAUUGAAUAUUCAGAGGAGUAAUUGAAGAUGAAAGCCAUUAUUUUUAAACAGGUCUAUUUAUAUUCCCAGGUGUUGAUGAAGAGAUGAAAGAGCAGGUUUUUCCAUGUGACCCGUGUAUCAAAUUUUCAUUUCUUGUCCUGAUUCUUUGUUCUUCCACUUCUACAAUAAAAACUAAAUCUGUCGCUGACAAUGAAGCAGUUGACACAAUGAGUGCAGAAGUAGAGUUGUCAACAUCUUAGCAGCUGCGUGUCAGCGUGGCUGACAGAAGACGAGGGUCAAAGAGAGGGGAGCUUAACAGAUUUCAUGAUAUUUAUUUGUAGUGCUGGAGUAAAAACGUGUGCUUUUGCAGUGCUAAAAUUAAACACAAAGUCUUGAAAGCACAUAGAUGAUAUCUGAAAAUAUUCCUCUUUAUCUUAUGUGCAAAUUAGAAGCUCCUGAAUUAAAACCAAAAUGUUAAAAUACUCA